CGAAAAUGGAAUAGAUAACGGAAGUUGGGAGCCAAUGAAAAUCAAAACUCAGCGCAGAAAAACCAAAUCAUCAGAAGAAUCAGAAUCAGAAUCAGAAGAAGAAGAUGGACAAAAUAGUUUACGAUCGGAGCAAAUUCUAGGGUUCUUUCUUAUUUCAAGAUCUCUUCCUGCGAUUCUUUAACGUUUCUCUCAACAAUCUCUCCACCAAAACGAUAAACCUUCUGGUUCCUUACAUCUCCCUCUCCACAUCUCCGUUUCUCAGGUAUUUGAUAGCGCUUGCUUGUUUCCUCUUUUUUCGGAGAUGAAGGUGGUGAUUUAUUGGUAGAGAUCAAAUGCCGGACGAGGAUUUGAUCGAGUUGAAGUUCCGACUGUAUGAUGGAUCGGAUAUUGGUCCAUAUCGUUAUUCCCCAACUUCAACUAUAGCCAUAGUUAAGGAGAAGAUUGUUGCAGAUUGGCCUAAAGAUAAGAAAGUUGUACCCAAGGCAGCAAAUGACAUAAAACUCAUAAAUGCUGGUAAGGUUUUAGAAAACAACAAGACUGUUGGUCAAUGUCGAGUGCCUUUCGGGGAUCUGCCUAGAGGAGUUAUCACUAUGCAUGUUGUGGUGCAGCCAACUAUAGCAAAAGCAAAAACAGAAAAGAAGAUUGACGAGACCCCAAGAAAAAACGUAUGUUCGUGUUCCAUAUUGUAGGAAGGUCGGUAUCAAUCGCCAGGAAGCUUGAAGCGAGGAUAACGCCAGCCAGCCAGCCAACCUAGUGGGGUAACAGAAAUGUGUAGUAGCAAAAUAGAAUAAUAUCACUAUAGAACAAAGUCCCCAUCCCUGAGAAUUACAUAGUUCUCUUCAGGUCGAUCCUGCGUGACUCGAAUAUAUAUCGUGUGAAUCUAUAGAAUCAGUAAUAGUCCGAAGUAUGUAAUGUAGGCAGUUUUGAUUGUUUCAAAAUUAUUUUUACAGAAAGAAAUGGGGGGAUCAACUUGAUCCUGAGAUUUGUAUGUCAA
Molecule: messenger RNA, 994 nt
Organism: Cucurbita pepo subsp. pepo (vegetable marrow)
Lineage: Eukaryota; Viridiplantae; Streptophyta; Magnoliopsida; Cucurbitales; Cucurbitaceae
Product: membrane-anchored ubiquitin-fold protein 3
Molecular function (GO): protein binding
Source: RefSeq, a predicted model, not a curated record